CGCAUUGUGUUCAUCAAACAUGGCUGCGGUGGAGUUCGGAGACACCGAAUUAUUCGAGCAGUUUGAAGAUAAAGCUUCAGCUCGUAUAACAGAUGAAGGUGAGGAUGAGGAGGGCGAGGGUUCAGACCGGCUUCAUGAGCUUCGGCAGACAUUAGGAGAGUGCGAAGAAACCAUUGGCCGUCUGAACGCUGAGAAUGAAGAACUGAAGAGAAAGUUAAACAUAUUAAGUCGUCCUACGGGGAUAAAAAUAGAAGACUCUAAAACCAGCGGGCCAGUUUGUCAGAUCAAUUAUGGAAACAACAUCAUAUCCAGGCAGUGCCGGAACGAAAUCGAAGACUUCAUCUUCUCUCUUGUCCAGAAACAGCUGUAUAACAAUGAUCGAGAAGCCUCUACUCCUCAUGUCGUCCCACAUCCCUCAAGUUUUGUCAUGGCAGAGAGCUAUAAAGUGAAGACUUCCAGUGACUCCAAACUUAUUAAAAAUGCAUUCAGUGUAAUCGGGAGUGUUUUAUACUUCACCGACUUCUGUGUUGAUAAACUGGGUCAGCCGCUGAUGAAUGAAAACCCUCAACAGACCGAAGGAUGGGAGGUUCCCAAAUACCAGCAGGUCUUUGGUCAGAUCAUUGCUCUUGAAGGCCAGGAUGUGGAGAUAAAGCAGAAAAGACCGAAACCUUGCUGUUUUAACUGCUGUUCUGAGGACCAUCAACUACGAGACUGUCCGAAGCCCAAAGAUAUGGCUCGCAUUAAUGAAAAGAGGAAGGAGUUUUCCCAGAACAAUCAGAGCAACCAGCGCUACCAUGCAGAAGAGGUGGAAGAGCGAUUCGCAAAGUACAAACCCGGAAUAAUGAGUCAAGACCUUCUUGAUGCUCUUGGUAUGACUACAAACACUCUUCCUCCAUUCAUCUAUCGCAUGAGGGAGCUUGGCUACCCGCCGGGAUGGCUCAAAGAGGCAGAACUGGAAAACUCAGGCCUGAUGCUGUAUGAUGGAUCUAAUGAUGAAGAUGAAAAUAACCACAGCCAAAAGAUAUCCUAUGAUGUCUCAAAGCUGGUCGAUUUUCCAGGGUUCAAUGUCAACGCACCACCGAACAUAAGAGACGAUUUCAGGUCCUUCGGCUCCAUUCCAAUGCAACCUCAACACUGGAAGCAAAACUUUGCAGCCUUUUUGAGCAAUACUUUUCCAACGCAGGACAGCGGCAGCAGUAAGAGGCCUCAUGAGUCUGAUUCCACACCCCAGAAGACAAAGAAAAGGAAAUCUGGUUCAGAUCAGGCUCUCCACGCAUCAGAUAUGGAGAUCGAGUCAGAUCCUGACAUGCCUCAAAUGAGAUCGGAUGGCUUCCAGUUUCACCCGCCUCUCCCUCCCGGCACUUCAUCUUUGGGAACUCCUCUUCCUCUUCCACUGGGAACGCCUCCAUCAACCCCUCCCAUCCCUAAGGGAACUCCACCAGCAACUCCACCUACAAACGAAAAUCCAUCCACCCAUGCCAGAGCUCAGACGGAGGGCGAAGAGUCUGAGGACGGGCUCACUUUGGAGGAACUAGAGGAGCAGCAGAGGCUUCUUUGGGCAGCCCUUGAGAAAGCAGACACCACAACCAACAGCGAUUCUGAGACCCCCGUCCCGAGCUCCCCCAGUGUGGUCACUUCUCUUAAACUCGACACUGAAGACGAAGGAGAAAAGAUGGAGGACUCCAUCCAUACGUUUGAAAUCAAGAGCACGCCCUCUUCACCUGCUGUGAGUAAUGUUUGUGAGGAUGAGAUGACGGAUAAAACCACCAGUGAUGAAAAACAGGAGAUCGAUUUGCAAGCGGAAAUGAGCGAUAUUAUUGUCCUGGAUGAAGUUUAUGGGGAGAACGGGAAUCCUGAUGCUUCAGGCGCUCCACAGAAAAAUGUGCAAGAGUCCAGUUCUGAAGUGGCAGGUGAUAUUGAGGAAGGCGGUGUAAAUAAAGUAACUUUCGUCCCACACCGUAGCAGAUUUGCAGCUGGCAUAAUCCCCUUCGAGGACACUCCUGAGUUUACGGAGGUAGCUGAAGCGACAGGGGUUUACCUUAAAAUUCGAGAUUUACUAAAAGGCUCGCCAAGAAAUCAAGCCAAAAGCAAGAAGUGAUCUCGAGGUUGUCUGUUUUUACUUGCGCGUCUGUCGACAACAUGCAUUGUUUUCUCUAAUCUUAUCGCAGUCCUUUUGUAUGUAGUUUUACUUUUGGGUGCUUUGUAUCUUUUUACUGCUGUCGUGCGAUUUUUAAAGGCGAAAAGGUUACGUUUGUUUUGUACAUGAAUAUUAACGGAUCGUGGGAAUGCAUUCUGUGUACAGGCGUUUUUUAUUCUUCUUCCUCCUGUUCCAUCUUCUGUUAUUACAGUUUGCCUUCACUACUUUUCGUGGCAUGUAAUUAAUUGUGAAUAUUUUUUCCAUUCAGAUUUCUUAAGACGAAAUUAAAAAGUUUUAACUUGAA
This is a messenger RNA of Danio aesculapii, 2441 nucleotides long. It is a transcript of the gene zcchc8, whose product is annotated as zinc finger, CCHC domain containing 8. Gene Ontology annotation, molecular function: RNA binding. The record is from RefSeq and is a predicted model, not a curated record. Lineage: Eukaryota; Metazoa; Chordata; Actinopteri; Cypriniformes; Danionidae. The transcript has 14 exons. Gene Ontology annotation, cellular component: catalytic step 2 spliceosome. The coding region runs from base 20 to 2098 and encodes 692 amino acids.